AUGAUUAAAUGCCUAUUUUUUAUAGCAUUCAUAUUUUUGUUAAUUUAUAUAAAAUUUUCAAAAUGUGUAUCUUUAUAUAAAAAUAAUAAUUUUUUAUUUCCUUUAAAAAAUCUUAAAUCGUCAAAUUUUAUAAACCCUAUUAAAAAUACACACAAAUUUAAAAUCAGAUUAAAUGAACAUAAAAAAACUAUUAAAGAUGUAAUAAAGGAAUCUAUUAAUUUACCUAGUAAAUUUUUGCCAACUAUAUAUAACAGUUUCGACAAGCAAAUAUUAAUACAAGAAUUGUGGAAUAAAAACAAUAUAUAUGAAAAAAGAAAUUUUUUAAAUAUAAAAAAAUGUAUAUAUAGUAAAAAAAAGAAUAAUUCAAAGGGGAAGACAAUAAGGGAUUUCCCACAAAAUAGUUUAACAUAUGAAAUGAAAAAUGAAACAAAAAAAAAGACAAAAUUUGAAAAAGAAAAUUUGUCAAAAAAUAAUCUUAUGAAAUAUCUCCAAAAUAAUGAAAUAAAAAAUAUUAAUGAGUAUAUAAAAUCAAAGUCAUAUUCAAAAAAAAAAAAAAUAUUAUCCAAAUUAUUUAAUAAAUUAAUUAAAAAAAUUAAAAUUAUACAUGAUGGUCCACCAUAUGCGAAUAAUGACAUUCACAUUGGACAUAUAUUAAAUAAAAUAAUAAAAGAUAUAUAUUUAAAAUUUUUUUUGUUAAAAAAUUUUUUUGUAUUAUUAAUUCAUGGCUUUGAUACCCAUGGUUUACCUAUUGAAUAUAAUGUUAUGAAGUUGUUAAAAAUAAACAAUAUACAAGAUAUUAAUUUAAAUGAUUAUCCAUUUAAUAAAAUCGGAUUCCCAAGCAUUUACACUAAUCCCCCUAGUCAUAUAUUUAGUAAAAUACGAACGUUUGCAAAAAAGAAGGAAAUUGAUAAUUUAUUUCAUGGCCAAUUGUUUCAAACAUGUAGAUCUAUGAACAGUCAAAGUGAAGAUGCUGUAAUGAAAAAGAAGAUAGACAGCUUUAAAACAUUAUGUAAAUUAUAUUCUUCUUAUUUUAUAAAUAAACAAUUUAUUUCCUUAAUUUCUUAUGGAAUAUGGGGCUAUUGGAACUAUUCUUAUAUUACAUUUUAUAAAUUUUAUGAACAAAUUCAGAGAAGUGUUUUUGAAAAACUUCUGAAAAAGAAAUAUGUAUACAUUAGCAAUCGACCCAUAUACCAUAGUUAUGAAACAAAAACUGUACUUUCAGAUAGUGAAAUAAUAUAUAAAAACCGUAUUUGCAAUUCCUUUUACUUUUUUUAUAAUUUUAAUAAAAUAGGAAAUAACUAUUUGUUAGCAGUUUUAAACCAAAUUAAAAAAAACAAAUUAAUAAAUGAAGUUAUCCAAUUAAGCAAUGAAGAAAUAGAAUUUUGUCAAUACAAUUAUGAAAUGAUUACAGAUUACAUACAAGGAAAUUAUUUUUCGAAUAACAACUACAUUAGCACAAUAGUAAACAAAAUAAUAAAUAAUUUGAUAUCAAAUAUAAAGAUUUUAGUUUUCACAACACAAAUAUAUACAAUAUUUAAUAACAAAGCUUUGUUAAUACAUGAUAAAUAUUUAUAUAGAAUAGUAAAAGGAAUAUAUGAAAAUUCAGAAAAUGUAUAUUUUCUUAUAUGUGAUAAAUCUUUUGAUAUGUUUUAUGAAAAUUUUAAAAAAUUUUAUUGUAAAAAAAAUAAAAUUAUUCAAUUUAAAACUAUUGCUACAAUACAAGGAAAAUGUUUUAAUGACUCUACAUACUAUAAUUUUAUUAAUAAUCAAAAAAAUAAAUUUUUAUUAAUUAAUGAAAAUCAAAUAAAUGAACAUUUUGGAUCAGGGAUUGUUCAUAUUGCCCCAUCACAUGGGUUUAUCGAUUAUAACUUGUAUUAUAAAAAUAAUAAACUUAAAAAAAUAUAUUUAAAUAAAUCAUAUUAUGGAAAUAUAAAUAAUAAUUUAGAAAAAUCAAAAAAUAAGGAAAAGACAAACAAAAUAAAUAAAGUUGAAAAAGAAAAAAGUGAAGAUUUUUUAUUUGAUAUUAGCAAUCAGAAUGUUAUUGACGAAAAUGAUGAUUUGAAAGAAAAAUAUAAUAAAAUAAUAAUUGAAAAAUGUAGAAAAAAUAUUAAUUUGAUAAAACAAUAUGAAAAUGAAUCAAAUCAAUCAUUAAUAUUAAAAUUUUUGAAAAAUAAUAAUUACGAUUGUAAAUUGAAUCAACAAAAAUAUAGCAAAAUUAACAUAAAUCAAAAUAAUUCACAUUUAUUAUUUUUUUAUGCCUUUUAUGAAAAUGUUUUUUUUUAUUUUCCAUAUGAGCAUUCAUAUCCAUUUGAUUGGCGUUCACACACAACUGUUCAGGUAAAAUCAUUAUUACAAAUUUAUAUAGAUAUUGAAAAAAUAAAAAAUAAUAAAUAUUUUUUUAAAAAUAUAAAAAACAUUAAUUUUUUAAAUAAUAAUAAUAAAAAUUACCUAAUAAAUACAAUAAAAGAUCGAAAUGAAUGGUGUAUAAGUAGACAAAAAUAUUGGGGAUUAAAUAUUCCCUUAAAAGAUAUUAAAUUAAAUGAUAAUAACAAAUUAAGUUUUAAAAAUCAUAUCAUGGAUGUAUGGUUUGAUUCAUCAAUUUCGUAUCUCUAUGUUUUGUAUAUAUGUAAGCAUGUCUUAUAUAAUAUAUAUUUGAAGAAAAUUUUAUCAACUUUUAAAAAUAAUUAUAAUACCAAUAUUUAUAGUAAUAAAUUCAUACAAAAAAAAAAGAAAUCUAUAUCACAUUGGUAUACUAAUCAUAAAUAUUUGAAUAUCAAGCCCAAUACACAAUCAUUUUAUAUAUAUGACAUAUAUAAGGAAAUUACAGAAAAUAGAAAUAUCAAUCAUGAUAAAAAUAUUAUUUUAAAUGAAAUAAGCUUACUUAAAAAUAUUAUCGAAAAAAAAAAAAUAUUUGAUCCACAAAAAAAUUAUAAAAAUAUAAUAAAAGAAAUAAAAAAUAAAAGUAAUUAUUUUAAAAUAAAAAAAGUUGAUGAUACUAUUUUUUUAAAUAGUAAGAAAAAAAAAGAGAUAUACAAAAACGAUUUAUCAAUAUUCCUAUGUUGUGAAGGAAUAGAUCAAAUAAGGGGAUGGUUUCAAUCUUUUUUUUUUAUUUAUUUUAUUUUAAAUUAUAUAAAUGGGAAAAAUACAAAUUUUUCAUCUUUUAAAAAAUAUUUGCCUAUAAAAAAUGUUAUAGUUCAUAAUUAUGUUGUAGAUUAUAAUAAUGUUAAAAUGAGCAAAAGUUUAAAUAAUAUUAUUUCUCCACAUGAUAUAUUUAUAGGUAUUAAUAAUCAGCCUCAAAAAAUGACGAAAAAUGUGCAUGAACAUAUGCCAAUGGAAAAUUAUCAAAAUAAAACAACUAGCCAUUCUGCUAUUGUUCGAAAUACCAAUGACUGUGUUACCAACAAUUGCCAAACCGGUAUACUAGUUGAUAAACCAUGGGAUUAUAGAAAAGGCUAUUUUGAAAAAAACGACCAAACAAAUGACCCAAAAAACGGCCAAACAAAUAACCAAACAAAUUCGACACUGAAUAUAAACGAAAAUAAUGAUAAAGACAAAAGUAAUACUAACUCGCGUAAAGAAAUGAAAAAUCUUAAAAAUCAAUUUGAUGAUUUCACAAAAAAUAUCAAGAACAACAAAAAGUUCAAUGCUGAUAUUGUAAGGCUAUGGGUCUGUUGCUAUAAUUUUUUAGAUAGAAACAUUUCUAUUAGUUAUGAUAUACUAGAAAAUAUUAACAAACAUAUAUAUUUAAAAAUAUAUAACACCCUUAAAUUUUUAUUAAACAAUAUAUAUGAUUUAAAUUUUACAGAAAAAAAAAUAGAAUAUAAUAAGCUUCAAAUUAUGGAUAAAUAUAUAUUAUAUAAAAAAGAUUGCUUAAUUAAAAAUUGUUUAAACAGUUAUAAAAAUUUUCAAUUACAGCUACUUAUUAAAUAUAUAUUAAACUUUAUACAUAAAGAUAUAGCAAUAUAUAUUGAUUAUAGUAAAGAUAGGUUAUAUAUACAUGAGAGAAAUUCUAUAAAUCGAAGAAAUUGCCAAAAGGUUUUCUAUAAAAUUAUUAUUGACUUGUUAAGAAUAUUAGCGCCUAUAACACCACAUUUGUGUGAAGAUUUAUAUCAAAGUUUUCGAAAUUUGAAAAAUAGUAAUUUAAACAAAUUAAAAAAGAUAAAUGGAAAAGUAAAAUCGAUUUUUUUACUCCCAUUUCCAAAAAUAAAAAAUUAUAAACAAGUUAGCUUAGAUAUCUUAUUCUUAAUAAAAUACUAUAUUCAUAAACAGCUAAAUUCAUAUUUCUCAAAUUCAUUACUAGCCAUUGUUUAUAUUUAUUGUGAUAACGAUGAGAUUCUUAACUUACUAAAAAAAUUUUUGAAAAAUGUGAGUCCACUAGACAAUUUUAAUAAUUAUGAUGAUCUUCGAUUUGUAUUCAAUGUAUCAAAUAUUAUUCUAUGUAAUGAUUUAUCCGAUGUUCAAAAAAUGGACGAAAAUUAUAAAACCUAUAAAAUUCCCCUCCUUACUAAUAUUAUGAACAGUAAUACGAACGAAAACAAUAUUUCUGACGAAUUUUUUCAGAAAAAUGACCAAAAAAACGAUUUUGAAAACAUAUUAAAUUUUGAUGAACACACUAAAUAUGCAAACUUAAGCAUAGGAAUAAAGAAAUCGGAAUCACAACGAUGCUCCAGGUGCUGGAUGUAUGGUGAGACGGUGAGUUUCUUUAAGGAGAGUUUUUUUUGCCCAAGAUGCUUGAAUAUCAUAAAAACAUAUUUAUAA
Plasmodium berghei ANKA is the source of this 4758-nucleotide messenger RNA. RefSeq names its product isoleucine--tRNA ligase, putative. NCBI's taxonomy places the organism in Eukaryota, Apicomplexa, Aconoidasida, Haemosporida, Plasmodiidae. The transcript is spliced from 4 exons. Bases 1 to 4758 code for a protein of 1585 amino acids. The record is from RefSeq and is a predicted model, not a curated record. Gene Ontology annotation, molecular function: tRNA binding; isoleucine-tRNA ligase activity; aminoacyl-tRNA deacylase activity. Gene Ontology annotation, biological process: isoleucyl-tRNA aminoacylation.